CAAUAAUUAUUUCCCAUCUUGUUUGUUUUGUUGUUGAUCCUCCAACAGGUUACACUCUGGUUUUGUUUAUACUUUGUACGCAUGGCUACAGGGCUUCAAGGAUCCCACGCAUGCGCUGUGCGCAACAUCCGGGUCCUUGGAUAAGGAUGAACGCCAACUUCCAAGAUGGCAGCGGAGGGAGGAGGGAAGGAGACGAACGAAAUUAAAACUCAGUUUACCACCCGGGAAGGCGUCUACAAGCUCCUCACGCACUCCGAGUACAGCCGCCCGAACCGGGUGCCCUUCAACUCGCAGGGCUCCAACCCCGUCAAGGUCUCCUUCGUCAACGUGAACGACCAGUCCGGAAACGGGGACAGGAUUUGUUUUAAUGUGGGCCGGGAGCUGUACUUUUAUAUCUACAAAGGCGUGAGAAAGGCUGCUGAUCUUAGUAAGCCCAUCGACAAGAGGAUCUACAAAGGCACGCAGCCUACAUGUCACGACUUCAACCCGCUCACAGCGACAGCAGAGAGCGUCUCCCUGCUGGUGGGCUUCUCAGCAGGCCAGGUGCAGCUUAUAGACCCAAUCAAGAAAGAAACCAGCAAACUCUUUAAUGAGGAGAGACUUAUUGACAAAUCAAGAGUAACGUGUGUACGAUGGGUUCCCGGUUCAGAGAGCUUAUUCCUGGUGGCUCACUCCAGUGGCAGCAUGUACCUGUACAACAUGGAAAACACCUGUGGCACCACAGCACCUCACUACCAGCUCCUCAAGCAGGGUGAAAACUACGCGGUGCACACUUGCAAGAGCAAGUCGGCUCGUAACCCGCUGCUGCGCUGGACGGUGGGCGAGGGGGCGCUCAACGAGUUUGCCUUCUCCCCGGAUGGCAAGUUUCUGGCCUGCGCAAGUCAGGAUGGCUUUCUGCGAGUGUUCGGCUUCGAUGCUGCAGAGCUCCAUGGAACAAUGAAGAGCUACUUUGGCGGCUUGCUGUGCGUGUGCUGGAGCCCCGACGGGCGGUACAUCGUGGCGGGAGGAGAGGACGACUUGGUGACUGUGUGGUCCUUCACAGACUGCAAAGUCAUAGCACGAGGACACGGUCAUAAGUCAUGGGUGAGUGUAGUGGCGUUUGACCACUGCACUACGAGCGUUGAAGACGGAGACCCGCCUGCUGAGUUCAGCGGGAGCGAUGAGGACUUCCAUGAGCAGAUUCAUUUUGGGGCGGGAAGAGACAGAGCCAACAGCUCUCACUCUCGGCUCUCUAAGAGAAACUCUACAGACAGUAGGCCUGUCAGUGUGACCUACAGGUUUGGCUCAGUGGGGCAGGAUACUCAGCUGUGUCUGUGGGAUCUUACAGAGGACAUUUUUUUCCCUCACCUCCCUUUGUCGCGCACUAGGACUCAGACUAAUGUGAUGAAUGCCUCAAGCUCUCCAGCCACUGGACAAACGAUUACUACUGUAUCAAUCACCACCACCAAUUCCAGUGGUACUAAUGGUAAAGACAACGUGAGCAAUAGUAGCAGCAGUGGCAACCCAGCUAAUUCCCUCCCCGGCUCACUGCCUCGGUCUAAUAGCUUGCCUCACUCGACCAAUCCAGCAGUGGGCAGCACCCCCAACAGCCACACGGGCAGCAGCUGCAGCAGCAGCGGCAGCAGCACCAAGGGCAACAACAUCAUCGACAGCGCUUUCAUCACCAACAGCGUCAGCAAGUUUGCGUCGUUGUCCUUGCACGACUCACGGAAGGAACGCCACGAGAAGGACCACAAGCGCAACUUCAGCAUGGGUCAGAUCAGCAACAAGAGCAGCGACAAGCUCAACCAGCUCAGCUCUUCGCGGACGGCAAAAGCCGAGGCAGCUAAGACUCUGGGCACGACGCAGUGCCCUCGCAUGGAGGAGGUGCCGCUUUUAGAACCACUGGUGUGCAAGAAGAUUGCCCACGAGAGACUCACUGUGUUAAUCUUCCUGGAGGACUGUCUGGUAACAGCUUGUCAGGAGGGUUUUGUUUGCACAUGGGCCAGGCCUGGGAAAGUGGGGUUAUUGUCAUCUCAGAACAACCCUGCUAACUCCCCCAGUGGAACAGUAGUAUAGCCCCAGUGCUGGCGCUGCUGCUGAUGAGUGCUCCACACAUCUGAGAUGAGGAAGAUCAAGGCCCUGCAGUGCUUCUCUUCACACACUGUCACACAGCACACAACCUCCAGUGUCACCGUCAGUCCCAUCAGUAAAGCACCCCCGCCCCGACUUCAUGUUCAUCGUUUUAAGGAAGCUGAUUCUGACCAAGCCAGGGUCGGACAUAAGAUCCCUUCCAAAGGACGAGGAUUCAAAGGGUGCACAUUAAACGUCUGUGGGAAUGUCUGAUUGGCUCGCUGCUACAACUAUGAUAUCAAACUGUGUCUAGUCUGAAGUGAACAAACUUUGUUACCCAAUCUCUUGUGCCUGUAGAUCCUUAAAGACUAGCCAGUGUGUUUAUGAUGCCUCUACUUAACCCUUUGUUGUGUUUACUUCAAUCCUUUGAGUGUUUUUGUGAAUUCAGUAAUAAGGGGGAAAGGUAGGAUUGUUUUGGAGCAGCAAAAUACCCUCGGAACCAUUAAACAAACCCUUCCUUGGUGAUUCCAUUUGCAUCCACAGUCCUCAAACUUGUGAGGGAUGGCUCUGUACUUCCCUUAGAAAUAUUAGAAGCUAAGGUGUCACACUUAAAGUGAAUUUUGCACAUAUUUCCUUUUAUAUUUCCCCCUAUUUUGAAUUUGUUGGUGAAACAUGAGUGCAAUGUUCUGACGUUAGCUUUGGAAGCACUUGAAGGAAAAAAAUGCUUGUUCUGUCUAAACGCUGGAUGGUUAGAGUUAAUAGUUUGUUAGAAGAGAAAGACUUGUUGGUUUUCAAGUGUGUGACUCUUUAAGAAAAGUUGAGAAAAGAAAAAAAACCUUUGUAUCUACUGAACAUUUAUUUUAAAGUUUCUGAAUGAAAUUGGUACUGUACUAUAUGUAAAUACUUUGAUUUAUGGGUGUAAAGAUCAUUAUUCUUAGUUCCAAGAGCCUCAUUUCAUAAAAUAGUGAUAUUUCUUAUACAGAAAGUCUAAUAUUAAAAAUGAAUCUUGAAUAUGCAGGUGAACACAUUUCUUUUCUGUUGUACAAAAAGAGAAUUCAGGUGUAUUUUUUAACGAAUGAAGCGUUUGGUAUUUGGAGUCUUAGAAAACCCUAUAGCAGGUAGUGCUGUGUGCUUGCUAACCUGUCGCUGCAGGUUUCAUGACAGACAGGCAAACGCAGCCGUCACUUCAAGCUCAGGUAAACCACAGAAAGACGAUCCCUGGUAUACUCCCCCGCCCCUUAUUUCUCUUCUCGCUUGUAGWCUCUGGUCCCUACCCAUCAACUUGUGAUUUAGCUUAAACAAGACUGACAGAUGUGUUUUGUAGACCGGGGUUGAAGCUUGCUACUCCCUUGUUACUGUUUGUUCUAAUCUCUGAACUGACGCUGAACCUGUGAGCAACCCUUUUGACACUGUGUUUGAAUUCCGGCUGACAGAACGUCGGCGUCUGCCGGUGGUGUAUUUGCUUGAGAUGAGGAAGUUUAUCAGGUAUCCAUGUAGGACUGAGGAUUUUCACACUGGAAUCCUUUUUCUUUAUGUGGCACCUAUUAAAACAGCUUUGACAAUA
Austrofundulus limnaeus is the source of this 3616-nucleotide messenger RNA. It is a transcript of the gene wdr20b, whose product is annotated as WD repeat domain 20b. Lineage: Eukaryota; Metazoa; Chordata; Actinopteri; Cyprinodontiformes; Rivulidae. The record is from RefSeq and is a predicted model, not a curated record. Gene Ontology annotation, molecular function: protein binding.